Schistosoma margrebowiei is the source of this 675-nucleotide messenger RNA. The record is from the annotation of a GenBank genome assembly. Lineage: Eukaryota; Metazoa; Platyhelminthes; Trematoda; Strigeidida; Schistosomatidae.
AUGUCCAGAACUACUCACAAGAUCUAUGUUGGGAAUCUGCCUCCAGAUACCAAAACUCGAGAUAUCGAGAAUCUAUUUUCGAAGUAUGGUCCGAUAGCAGCAAUCGAUCUGAAAGCUGGACAAAGACGUGGUCCACCGUUUGCAUUCGUUGAGUUCGAAGACGAGCUUGAUGCGUCGGAUGCCGUUCGUGGACGUGAUGGAUACAACUUUGAUGGGUACGCCUUGCGAGUCGAGUUACCACGCACUGGAGGUUUUAACAAUGGGAAUGGCGGUCCUAACCCUAACCAGUUUCGGCGAGGAGGCUUUAAUCGUGGGGGAGGUGGGGCUAGUGGCCCUUCAAGGAGGUCAGACUUCCGAGUAAUUGUUACGGGUUUACCACCCACUGGUAGUUGGCAAGAUCUCAAGGAUCACAUGCGUGAAGCUGGGGAUGUUGGAUAUGCCGAUGUGUUCCGAGAUGGCACCGGUGUAGUUGAAUUCCUAAGGUACGAGGACAUGAAGUAUGCUAUUAGACGUCUGGACGACUCCAAGUUUCGUUCCCAUGAGGGUGAGUCCUCGUAUAUCCGUGUCCGCGAAGAGAGGGCUGGAGGGUCUCGUUCCAGGUCUCGAUCGUAUGGCUCACCAAGAAGAGGUCGAUCCUACGAUUCGUGCUCUAGGUCAAUCAGCCCUCGACGAUAA